Molecule: messenger RNA, 4773 nt
Organism: Pipra filicauda (Wire-tailed manakin)
Lineage: Eukaryota; Metazoa; Chordata; Aves; Passeriformes; Pipridae
Exons: 2
Coding region: 3159-4103 (314 amino acids)
Source: RefSeq, a predicted model, not a curated record
GGGACACGGGGGACGAGGGGGACACAACCCCAAGCAGCCCCCGCCGCUGGCAGCGCAGGGAGCGAGCGGGAUCAUCCACCGGCACAGCCCUGCUCGUCUGCGAUCCUUCUCUCCUCGUCAGCCAGCAGGGAUUUGCGUUUUGGGGGGAUAUUUGCCCCUCUCGCCCCCUCCCACCCGUGCGGUGCCCUCCCAGUGCUGCUCCCCACCCCGCGCCCUUCCAAAGGCUGGGAACGCGGCGCGGGGAACGGGCAGGGAAAGUUGAGCCCGUGGCGUGUCGCGUGUGCGUGGGGAACCGCCGUCCCCGCGGCUGGAAUCGCGCGUGGUGCCGGAGAGAGGGAGCGCGGCUGAGUUCCCGGGGAGCUUUGUCUGCGCCGGGAGACGCUUCCCAUUUAUUUCUAGGGCAGCCUCCCACGGGAGGUGCAGCUGGAAAAGGGAGGGGGAGAUGGGACCCCCAGACCGUGCUGGGUUUGGGGUGAAAAGGAGGCAGGUGGGAAAUGUCCGGUUUUUUGCCCUCCUUGCCGUGGCUCCUGGCUGUGCCCGUGUCGUGCUCCCGAUGCCAUCCCAGAUUCCCGGCCCCUCCGUGGGUUCCCGGCGUGUGAUCCCAGAUCUCUUUGGGUUCCCGGUGUGUGAUCCCAGCUCUCCGUGGGUUCCCGGGGUGUGAUCCCAGCCCCCCGUGGGUUCCCGGUCUGUGAUCCCAGCCCCCCGUAGGUUCCCGGUCUGUGAUCCCAGCCCCCCGUGGGUUCCCGGUCUGUGAUCCCAGCCCCCCGUGGGUUCCCGGUCUGUGAUCCCAGCUCCCUCUCUGUUCCCGGGUGUGAUCCCAGCUCCCUGCAGCAUCGAGCACCCGGAAAACUCCGCUGAGCCUCUGCUGGGCUGGCGGGGUGUCACCGUCCUGCGGGGCCAGGGAGAAGGGCCAGGGAGCUGCUGGGGGAGACUUGAAGGUUGGCAGAGCCAACCCCGCUCCAGAGGGACGUGGAGCUCGGCUCCGCUCCCUGCCUGGAAUGAGGGUGAGGGGCUCUUCCCCUCCCUGCUCCCGGCGCGAUCCCGGGGAUUGAAGGGGUGCUGUGGGGUGGGGAGGGGUCAGCUGGUGCCUCCCACGCCUCUGUGUGGGGUGGGACACAGGCCCCAGCCCCAGUUUGGGGGUGCCCUCUCCCAGGGAGUGCUGGGGGGCACGAGCUGUGCCCUCUGAGACAGAGAGAAGGGGGCACGAGUGGGGAGACCCCUGGGCAGGGGAGAAAAGGGGGGCUCCAGCCCGGCUGGGGGCCCAGCUGUGCGCAUGCCUGAGGCGGUGCUGGACGUCUCAUGGUGACAUUUUGGGGGGCUGGGACCCCCAGGGGGACAGGGACCUCCAGGGUGCCCCACUGGAGACAUCCAGACUGGGGUCCAGCCGCCCUGCAUGAAAGCAGGCCCCCCCUGUCCCCCAAUUCCUGGUUGCCCCAAAGGCUUUGUGGGUGCGGGGGGGGGAAGCUGCAUCCCCAAAUCCCGAGGAGCCGGAGCACCCCGGUGAUCCAGGGAUGUUGUACCCCCAGGGAUGGGGUGACCACCCAAGGGUGGCCUCGUGGGGAGGAUCCUGGUGCAGAGAACACCCGGCUCUGCACAUCUGGGAUCAUUCCCAAGGAGCCAAAGCAGCCCCCUGGCUCUGGGAGGCUGCGUGUUCCAGAGGGAGCCUUUUUGGGGGGUGAGUUGCAAGAGGAGAAAUAUUUCCCUCUCCCGAAGGUCUGUGGCAGAACCAGCAAAAGAAAACGUGUCUUAGAGCUCGGAAAAGAGGCUGCUGGUGUGGGGAGGAAAAGGGGCCAUCUCCUUGUGUGCUGGCAGAGCCUUGUGCAUCUGCCUGCAAAUCCUCGCCUGCUCCGACACCCCGGAGACUGCCGAGGAUUAGCUUGGAAUUCUCUGCAGAUGUUUUAUGGAUGGGAGUUUAGGGAGGGUGGCUCUAUCAGGCGAGGGUUUCUGGGGGGAAGGGGGGUGAAAAAAUCCCCCCUGGGUCUCGCCCUCCAUGCAGACUCCCCACCCUGUGCCUCGGUGGGGCUGCAGGGCCGGGAAGGGAAGGGGGGGAUCCAGGAAAAACCCACGGAGGUGGCAGCUGGGGCUGAUUCCUGCUGGAUUUGGAGGGACCAGGCUGUGCUGUGCAGGCUGUGAGCGUGAGGAAGGGCUGUGCCUGCCCUGCCUCCUCUGCUGGGGUGGCUUUGUGCUCCGGGCUCCGCUGGCAUUCCCGGCUGGACGGUGUGGGAUGCUGCAGGAACCCUCCCAGGGAGGCCGAGGGGCUCACAGAUCCCUGUUCCCUGCGAGAUCAUGGAAACAAGGUGGAAAAAGCCAGGAGGACGGGGCCAGCUCGCCACCAGCACACAUCCCUGCUGGCUCCCAGCGGGUGGAUUUACUGUUGGGCUUCCCAAUCCGGCACUGGGAUGUGCACGAGGAUAUUCCAGGUGGUCCAGCGCCUUUUGCACCAGGGCAAGGAUGUCUCCCUUCCAUACCUGCCUGCCAGCACCUCUGGUUCCUGCCUGGGAGGCCCAUGGAUCCAGCCAGGAGGCAGGAAUGUGGCUGUUUGGGAAGAGGCUUUGUGGCAUCGGCUGGAGAAGAUGGAAUUUGGAGCUGAGACCUGGCCCAGGGCAGAGGGAUUUGGGAUGAGCACCAGCUGGAUCUGACACCGAAUGGGCGAGGAUGGCACAUGGUGGAGCUGUGGGAUGGCUCUUCAUACCCCCUGGAGCUGUGGGAUGGCUCUCCAUGUCCCCCUGGAGCUGUGGGAUGGCUCUCCAUGCCCUCUGGAACUGUGGGAUGGCUCUCCAUGUCCCCCUGGAGCUGUGGGAUGGCUCUCCAUGUCCCCCUGGAGCUGUGGGAUGGCUCUCCAUGUCCCCCUGGAGCUGUGGGAUGGCUCUCCAUGCCCUCUGGAGCUGUGGGAUGGCUCUGCAUGCCCUGGAGUGGUUGCCCUGCAGCCACAGCAGGCUCAGGCUGUCUGGAUGCCUCAGGCUGGGCUUUCCCAGCAUGUGAAGCUGCAGAGCCCCUUCCAGCAUCAUUCCAAAGCGUGGUGAAGAUCCAGCAUUCCUGCCCCCAGGAGCGUUCGGGGCUGCCUGUUCCUCCUCCAGCAGCCCGGGCCGUGUGCCAGGAGUGUGCCUGCACGGCUCCUGCCUGCCUCCCGUGUGGAAUAUAAUCCUGACAGGCCAGGGAUGGCCUUCCCAAGGUUGGAUCUACCGUGGGUUACCCGGACCCUGCGAACCUGUUUGGGAUCGUCGGCUGAAGACCAGGAGGGAUCUGUGGGAUCUGUUCCUUGCACUGACCACGGGCAGUGGAGCUGUUUCCACCUGGGCUGUUGCUGCUGCCCACCCUGCUCCUUCCCCCUGUCCCCCCCCCAGGGCCCCCCGAGUGUCCCCUCUGGCACAGGACCCAGGGGGACAAAGCUGGGUGUGGCCACCUGCCCCUCUGGCCACUCCUUCCCAUGGGAUGCGGGAGGCAGGGCACAAAUGUCCAGCCCAGGGUGGUGGCAGGGCACAAAUGUCCAGCCCAGGGUGGUGGCAGGGCACAAAUGCCCAGCCCAGGGUGGUGGCAGGGGACAAAUGUCCAGCCCAGGGUGGUGGCAGGGCACAAAUGCCCAGCCCAGGGUGGUGGCAGGGGACAAAUGUCCAGCCUGGGAUGGUGGCAGGGCACAAAUGCCCAGCCCAGGGUGGUGGCAGGGGACAAAUGUCCAGCCCAGGGUGGUGGCAGGGGCCCAGCCCUGCCUGUUGGGAGCCACCCACGUGUCCUGGUGGGCGAGGGGGGGACACGGGUGGCCCUUGUCACAUUCCUGUAGGUGUCACUGUCCCCCUGCCAGACCCGGGCUGGGAAGGGGCUGGGAGCUGGAGGCCGAGAUUCCCACGGGAUGGGAAUAUGGGAAUGCUGCUCCUCACGGGAUGGGAAUAUGGGAAUGCUGCUCCUCGGGGCUCAGGGACAGGCGCUCACCAAGGGGGGUCCCCCUGUCCAUCACCCUCUGGGGGGUGCUGGCGCUGCACAAAGCAGGGCCCCCCCUGUCCAUCACCCUCUGGAGCAGCCCAGGGUGCCCUCCGGGUCCUGCCAUGCCCGUUUUUGCCUGUCCUAGGGCUUCCCCUGGAAUCUGGCAGUCGGGGGGUCGGGAGUGACAGGAGUGCCCACCCUGUCCCUGGUGCAGGCUGGGGGGGCCCAGUGCUACCUGUGCCCAGUCCCCACUGCACCCACAGGGGCUGGGCCCGGGCUUGGCUUGGCAAGGAUCGAUUCCCAAAAGGAAAAGAGAAGGAGAAGACGAUGGGAACGGUGUGAGAGCCGCGGGAACACCGAGGCAGGAGGGGAGGGCACAGAGGCUGGGGCUGAGAGUGGGCACGGGCAGCAGGGACAGUUGCCACCCCGAGGGAUGGCUGGCACAGUGGGGAGGCAGGAGGCCAUCCCAGGGGGAAGAGCCUGUGCCAAGCCACAGCUUCCCUGCCGAGCUCUGGCACUCCCAACCCCGUGGGUCAGACGCCCGAAAAAUCCCAUGAUGGGGCUGAAAACGAUGAGCAGCUCAAAGAAAAGCCCCGAGAGCAGCAUGUGCAGGGAGCUGGGAUGGAAUUCCUGCUUCCCUGGGCUCCGUGGGCUCUGUGUUCCGGGGCUGGGAACACGCCGAGGUCACGGAUUUGCCGGGUUGGUUUAAUACACGUGGGGCUGGAUGUGGAGGGGUUGGGUUAACCCUCCACCUUCUCAUUCCACACCCUGGGGCACCUCUUGGGUUCUGGGGUGCCUGGUGACAUCCCUGGGAGUGUCCAGGGCCAGGCUGGAUGGCGCUUGGAGCAGCCUGGG